This is a messenger RNA of Aspergillus pseudotamarii, 2196 nucleotides long. Its product is annotated as putative neutral amino acid permease. The record is from RefSeq and is a predicted model, not a curated record. Gene Ontology annotation, molecular function: amino acid transmembrane transporter activity. Bases 375 to 1868 code for a protein of 497 amino acids. Gene Ontology annotation, biological process: amino acid transmembrane transport. Gene Ontology annotation, cellular component: vacuolar membrane. Lineage: Eukaryota; Fungi; Ascomycota; Eurotiomycetes; Eurotiales; Aspergillaceae. The transcript is spliced from 7 exons.
GUUCAUUCAAAAUAUUACUCGCUAUUUGACUUUUCUUUUCUUUUCGUUUUUAAUUCUUCGCCUCCUCCAUCUGACAACCAUCGCAGUGGUUGUUCUUCUCACCUUCUCUCCCGCCUCUUAGUGUCUUGGGGUCGAUUGCUUGGACGCCUCCAAGCUCUCUUGAUUUUUCCUUUUUAUUUCCUUUUCGCCUUUGUUCAUUUUCGUCUAGAAAGUUUUACAGAUCUUCUUCUGAUAUAAAUCCUUAUUCUGUCCCUAAGAUCUUCUAUCUGAAUCUCUUAACGUGAGGAGCAGUACAUGCAUCCAAAGGCCUCCAAUUCUACUUCUACCACCCACUCCACCACUUCCUUGCAACGGCGGUCUGUCCGCUCCUCAAAAUGGCUGCGCCCUAUACAUCCAAGGCCCUUGACGGGCGUGGGGACGAAGACCGUCAGUCUUCCACCUCGGAGCGACCUGAUUCUCCCGAUAAGGUGAAGGAUAUCGAGAAUCAGCGACAGCCGGGAGUGCAGUCCGAUUCGGACACAGAUGACAUUGGAAGACAAAUCGAAAUGGAGGCGGGUAACUCCAUCAAAUACCGAACAUGUAGUUGGCAGAAGACGGCCGCGUUGCUCUUUUCCGAAUACAUCUGCUUGGCUAUCAUGUCAUUUCCCUGGUCUUAUUCCGUUCUCGGGUUAGUCCCGGGAUUGAUUCUGACUGCGGUUAUUGCUGGGAUUGUGCUUUACACUUCCCUGAUUAUUUGGAGAUUCUGCCUGCGCCAUCCCCAUGUUCGCGACGUGUGUGAUAUCGGUCAGCAUCUCUUCUGGGACUCGAAGAUUGCCUGGUAUCUGACCGCAGUGAUGUUCUUGUUGAACAAUACCUUUAUUCAGGGUUUGCAUUGCUUGGUCGGCGCCGAGUGGCUCAACACGGUCUCCUCGCAUGGGACGUGCACUAUCGUCUUUUCCUUGGUCACGGCGAUUGUCUCGUUCGUCUGCUCACUUCCAAGAACAUUCAGCACACUAUCCAAGAUUGCCACUUUCUCAGCGUUGUUCACGUUCAUUUCAGUGAUGUUGGCCGUGGUCUUCACAGCUAUCGAAGAUCAUCCCGCUGGCUACAGUCCCGCAAAAGGCGACCCAAUUGUUACCGCAGUCCCCGUGGCCGGGACAACAUUUGUCUCGGGCGUCAAUGCUUUUCUAAACAUCAGCUACACGUUCAUUGGCCAGAUCACACUCCCGAGUUUCAUCGCCGAAAUGAAGGAGCCGAAGGACUUCUGGAAAUCCGUUACGGCGGUCACUGUUGCGGAAAUCAUCGUGUUUAGCUUGGUGGGUUCGAUUGUAUAUGCCUACACCGGCAACCAAUAUAUGACCGCUCCGGCGUUCGGCUCUAUCAGCAAUGAGGUGUACAAGAAGGUGUCUUUUUCAUUCAUGGUCCCGACCUUGAUUUUCCUGGGGGUGUUGUACGCCUCGGUCUCUGCCCGUUUCCUCUUCUUCCGUCUGUUCGAGGGAACGCGCCACAAGGGUAAUCAUACCGUCGUCGGAUGGGCAGCCUGGGCUGGAAUCCUAGCCGUUCUGUGGAUUGGGGCGUUUAUCAUUGCCGAAGUGAUUCCAUUCUUCUCCGAUCUGCUUUCGAUCAUGAGCGCGCUGUUUGAUUCAUUUUUCGGGUUCAUCUUCUGGGGUGUCGCCUACCUCCGGAUGCGACGUGAAGACUACGGACCGGAUUUCUACAAAAAUCGAGGAAUCCGGGGCUGGAUAGGCUUGAUCAUCAAUGUCGGCUUGAUUUUCGUCGGCCUAUUCUUCUUAGGGCCUGGAACCUAUGCUGCUGUGGACAGCGUAGUCCUAAACUAUCAAGCUGGAACUGUGGGCAGUCCUUUCUCCUGCGCUGAUAACGGAUUGUAAUGAGUUCAUGUUGUUUGAUCUAAAUUUCUAUUCUUUGCGGGGGUGAUCACAAGUGUGUGUCUUCCGACGUAAUACGACCCUGGUGGUUUUUUUAAGGACCGUGGGAGGAAUUUUCUUAUUGUUAUGAUUCAGGUCCACAGCACUUUCUGCAUGACUGACUACCUAUUCGUGUUAUCAUGGUAAUGAAAGAUAUCAUCUCUGUAGCGAUAAAGUAAAAUCUCUCAGACAGACGACAUGUCAUGCGCUGAGAUUGUCUGGAAUUUUGGAGACUGCACAAGACUCCCCAGUGGUACGGGCGGGUAGAAGAUGCCCUUGUCGCGCCUUUCGC